Molecule: messenger RNA, 876 nt
Organism: Anopheles nili
Lineage: Eukaryota; Metazoa; Arthropoda; Insecta; Diptera; Culicidae
Exons: 2
Coding region: 1-876 (291 amino acids)
Source: RefSeq, a predicted model, not a curated record
AUGAAAAUUCCAACUCCAUUAAUUGAUCUCAUCAACCUGGACAUCAUCGAGGACAUCAUAGUAUCGGAUCGCCUGCACCUUAUAGAUUUGGGCAUUACAAAAAAACUAAUCAAAGGAUGGAUUGACGGCAAAACAGGAUCUACGAAAUUGAAUCCAUCAGAUAAAAAAGACAUCUCACGAUCCAUACAGGAGCUAGCUCUUCCUUCCGAAAUCAACAGGAAAUUACGUAGCAUCAAAUAUUUAGAGUUCUGGAAAGGAUCGGAAUUCAGAACUUUUCUUCAUUACGGCAGUAUUGUAGUUCUCCAAGGAAAAAUUGACGAUGCAGCUUACAACCACUUUUUAAAAUUUUUCUGCGCAGUGUCCAUUUUUUCGUCGCACGUUUAUGAACAUCAUUGGGAGUUUGGAAAUGAGCUUUUGCAACAAUUUGUUGCCGAAUUCGGUACGGUUUACAAAGAUAGCCUCAUCUCCAGCAACGUGCACAAUUUGUUGCACGUUUACGACGAAGUAUGCAGAUUUGGACCCUUGGAUUCAAUUUCAACUUAUCCAUACGAAAACAACCUCCAGCGACUAAAACGACUGCAUAGAACCGGCAACAAGAGUUUAGAGCAACUGGUAAAUCGUCUAGCGGAAAUUGAUAAAGUACAGAUCGACCCACACUCCGAAGAACGCGAGUAUCCUUCAAUUACAACAACCGGUAUGAGCAUUAAAAUCUAUGCACAACAGCUGGAGCGAAAACGUUUGAAACAAACACAUAUACCGUCAGUCACCCUCGAGCGUUCGAAUGCUUCUAAAAUGAUUGACGACAAUUCAAAAUCACAAGCCAAAGCCGUCACCAACAACAGUAAUGAUAAAAUAAGGGAAACAAAAUAUGUCUAA